AGUACCCUUGGCAACAGGUGGAAGUGUUCGCUGCAACCACCAACCCUAGCCGCUCAACAACUCUUCUUUUUUUUUGGACCGAACUAAACCCCGCCUUCUAAACAAUAGAAAACGUAAUCACUUUGCUUUCACAAUAACCCCGGGCAAGCUGGACGAACGGGCCGUGUUUUCGGAAAUGAGGAAAAGCACCGAAGAAAUUGCAAGCUUUUCAUUCAGCCACUAGAAUUUUUUAAUACACGGGUCUGCUGACGUUUGUGUGGGAGUUCAAUUUGCAUGGAUAGUCGCAUUUUGUUUCCGGUGAAAUAUUCGGUAAUGCUGCAAGCGUCGAGGAUGCUUAGCUGAGCCCAGUAACCCUGUUGAUUCGAAGCGAGGCGAUGUCACAAACUGCAGUGAAGAUUUCCUCCAGGAUCAGGGAAACUCUCAAUCCACCAAAAGCCGACGCCGAUGCGAAGUAGCGAAGAGAUAUGUCGUGGUGUAAGGAAGAAAAAUUCGAGAAAUGCCGAAAUCGUUUCUGAUUAAAAAAAAGUCCAAAGAAUAUAAUAAUAACACGUCGACGGCGGCGGGGACGGGAAAAAGCAAGAAAAUAAAAUUAGAUGAGAGCGAUACAACCGAAGACAACCUUAUUUCACAUAUAGAAAAUCCCUCGAAACUACACUCGAACGGACGCAUCAGUGAGUCAACAAGCGAAUGCGAGGAUUACAAUGAAGGGAAAAGCGAGGAAAAUGGCGAGGAUGGGGAAGUGGAUGAGAAUGGGAACUUGGUUGCUAGCGUGAAGUCAGUGUGCGCCGAUGGUCGCAGCAAAGGUAAUGGUGGCAAUGGAGGAAAAAGGAGUCGAUAUGUUUGCGCCGAAUGCGGAAAAUCGUACGCGACCUCGUCGAAUUUAUCGCGACACAAACAAACGCAUCGUAGCCUUGAUGGCAAGCUGGCGAAGCGGUGUCACCAAUGCGGGAAAGCAUACGUCUCCAUGCCUGCCCUAGCGAUGCACGUCCUUACACACAAGCUACUACACAAGUGUGAGAUAUGCGGGAAAUCAUUUAGCAGGCCGUGGCUGCUUCAAGGGCACAAGCGGUCGCAUACGGGAGAGCGACCUUAUUCUUGCCCUGAAUGUAACAAGGCAUUCGCGGAUCGUUCCAACCUCCGCGCACAUCUCCAGACUCACAACCCGCUAAAACAAUACAAAUGCGAGAGAUGUGAUCGCACGUUCGCGCUCAAGUCGUAUCUAAAUAAACACCUAGAGUCGGCUUGUUCCCGCGACUCGUCAGAGAAAAACGAGGAUUCGCCCUAGGAUUAGGUAAAUAAUUCUAGCAAGCUAGAAAAUGUAGCAUGAUUUUAGUACAAGAAUACCAUAAGGAUGUGCUUCCUGUGGGAAAUAUACACAAUAGAAAGUGGGUAUAGAACUAGGAAGAUUCGCCUAAAGUAAUACCGCUCGUUGAACGAGCAAAUUUCGUUAAGCUUUGGUCUACAAAGCCAGAGUAGAGAGUUAUUCAUACGAGGAGCAGUUCGCUGUGCGAUGCACUGAAGACUUAGCUUGGUUUUAUAUAUAUUCAAGGGGAUUUUCUUUCUAAGAAAGAUUUUUUUAGCUAUAUUAUAAUUAUUGAUUGUACAGUGUGUUUACAUAUGAUCCUGCUUCGGCACUAAGUUGUACAUACAAAGUUUGCAUAUAGACGGGGAAGAUUAUAGCAAUUUUAAUUUUAGUAUUUGAAACGAUUUUUCGCCGAAUUAACAUAUAACAUUUAAUUUAUUUGGGACCUUCGUUGUACCAUUUUACGUUCACAAUUUCAAUUUAUUUUGAGUAAGGCUUUUAUUCACGUAAAAAUGUUUAGCCUCUAAUAGUACCACUUAGCAUCUUUAUGAUUUUGGUCGAAAUCGUGACCAUAGAAAUUUCUUGUAAUGCUUAUUUCUCUAACCGCGCUCUUUAAUAUUGAUCAAAUAUUUUCAACUGUUCGAGUUUUUUUACUCGAUAUUUUUCUAUGCUUGUAUGCGAGGCUUAAUUUACGCUAUUGAUAUUCAAACGCUUUUUGUCAAAUAUUUCUUGGGCACUGCUGGGCAGUUCAAUAUGAAAACUUUUUCCCUAUUGUUAUUUUUUGCAGAUGUAAUUCUUAAUAAUAAUAUGUUGGAUUUCUAUUACAAAUUUCACUUUUAACUUACCGAAAUAAUUCAGGGUAUGUUUGUGUACAUACAUUAUAUAACAUACAAUUUGUUGCUGAUUUAUUGCGAUCGAUAUAAUACUAAAAAAAGGGAAAACACCCAUUUCAUAUGAGAUCUUAUCAAGAAUCGUAAUCGUCAUGGAAUCGAUUUCCGAAUGCAAAACAAAAUGAAUUGUAACAAGAAUAGCAAAAGAUUCUAUCAGAAAAAGUUGAUUCUAAUACAAAGUCUUGUUAUCGAAGACACCGGAGUAUUUGCUAAAGCAUGUUAUUAUUUUUUCAAAUUAAUUUUAAUUUAAUAACUGUCACGAAGUACUUGCGUGUUAUACACUAUGUAACUAAAGCAACUGUAGCGGUGGCAACGUCAACUAUACCAUAUGCUAGUCUGUACAUAUCACGAGGUAUUUAGUUGAAACUGAAAGCUGAAAAGUACGUGUAUGACCGACCAUACGUACGUUAAGGGUAGAGGUAGUUAUGUACACGGUGGGGUCUGCUUCGACCCUAUCAAGACAGUCGUGGCGAAAGCGCUCGGUAAAACGACCCGAAGUGAACAAGCUAGUAACGCGGCUAGUGGAGAUUGAAAAUAGCUCGAGUCAAGAGACAGACAAGUCUUCAUGUUAUUCGGGAUAUAGUUCUCACUUAUGAUAAUCUCAAUGCAUUAAGCAAGGGCGUUCGAGUUUGGAUCUCACCGGGAGGGCGGCAAAGUGACACAAGAAAAAAAAAAUACCAUCUACCUGUCUAAAGUAGGAGCUAAAAAGAAUUGAAUAUACAAUGCGCGCUAUCCUGUGAAGAUGCUUCACCCUAGUUAGCAGCUCUGCUAAAAUUACUAUCUCAUCUACUGUCGCAUCUCUUGUUAAGUAUUCUCAAUGUAGACACAAUUUUCGCGCGAGAAAUACUCACUAGACCUAUGAUAAUUCCCAUUAAUGACAUAUCACUAAAACUGUAGAGCUUUAAAAUAUCAUUACUCUAAUUGCAGUGCUGCUUCAUAAUGUACUUUCCGUAAAACAUGUCAAAAUAAAAUGUCAACAGAU
Molecule: messenger RNA, 3175 nt
Organism: Nematostella vectensis (starlet sea anemone)
Lineage: Eukaryota; Metazoa; Cnidaria; Anthozoa; Actiniaria; Edwardsiidae
Product: transcriptional repressor scratch 2
Exons: 2
Coding region: 497-1285 (262 amino acids)
Biological process (GO): regulation of DNA-templated transcription
Molecular function (GO): RNA polymerase II cis-regulatory region sequence-specific DNA binding; DNA-binding transcription factor activity, RNA polymerase II-specific
Source: RefSeq, a predicted model, not a curated record